AGAGAGUAGAGACAGAAGAACAUUCAAGGGGUAAGGGAGGAGGAGAGACAAUCAAGGGAAAGGGGUGCAGCCUUGGCAGAGGCCAUGAAGACUCAAGAGGAGGAAGGGGGCCAAGGAAACAUCCACCAUAACCAAUAGGCGACGUGACUUGAGGAGGAGCUCAUGUAUGACCAAUGAACUAAGGAGAGUAGGGUCAGGUACCAGGGACAAAGGAAGAGUCAGACAGAAGAGAGUGACAAAUCUGAAAAUCCCGAAGGUCGAAAAGGAAGAGAAGAACCCAGACCAUGCCCUUAGGUCAUUCCAGCAGGACAUGAGGGAGAAUUGGGAUCCCGUCGUCAUAGUCGUCUCAAUACCACGCAUCAGCCUGGUGUGCUCAGUGGCUGGGGUACCCAACAAGGCAGAGAUUGGAGCCACAGGGCUGUGUGUGGUUGCCCAUACCACUGUGAGCCAUCAGAAGAGCGGCCAAGCUCUCGGCCAGUCCACGGCAUCGUCAGCAGGCAGCCAUCUCGGGAGUCAUCUGGUCUACCCUGCCGGCUUCCCUGCAGGGGUUGGAACCCAGAGCUUCAACCAUCGGUACCAAACCGUCAUCACUUUCAUUUUCCCAGUGCAACUGGGCGAAAUCAUGGAUCCCACUCCAGAGCAGGUACCAGGAGAGACUGGCCCAGGGAAGGAAACCGAGGGGUCUACAGAGUGCAAAGCCCAGGGCCUGAGUGCCCCCCGCUGCCAUCCAGAUUGGGGGGAUAUCCUCAGACAUCUUGCCAAACUCCACAAGCAGAUGGUGGCCUAUACCCUCCGCUUUAUCAGCAGCCUGGGUCUUCUAGACUCUUUCGCGUUCCUCCUCGCUAUACUAACUAUCGGGGACCUCAAAACUAUCCAGAGCAACAAUACUUUUAUCCAUCUUCAUCUGAACUUCUGCCAUUUUCUCUCCCAUCUUCUCUUCCUCGCCGGAAUACACUGGACCCUUAGUAAGGCCAUGUGCAUCAUGAUCGGCAUGCUCUGCUAUUCGUUCCUGGCUAGUUUUGCCUGGAUAUUUCUGGGCAGGCUCUUUUUCUACCUGGCUUCCUGGAGCCUUAAGGUGGUCGAUUAUUUCAGCACCAUUCAUCUAUUCAGGAAAGUGCUGAAUUUCUCCGGUUAUGGGAUACCUGCUCUGCACAUAGGUUUAUUUAUUGCCAUCCAAGCCCAUGACAUCAAUAAUUAUAACAACUGUUGGAUCAACUCCAUCAAGGACUCAGAAUGGAUCUUUGUGAGUCCCAUCUGCGUUUUAAUCAUGAAAAGGAGGUGGGGAAUUUCUAAAGGGGAGAGGAGCAGGCAGGCCGGAGUGCCAGCCCUAGGAAGCGGGAGGAGGAGGUCAGGAACAGCAACCACUCUUUGCCAUCAUUCAGUCAAAGGCCAAGAUCUGUUUCCUACUCCUGUGGAAUAGAGACUUAGAUGGAUUCUCAUUUGCCAGGCCUGGUUUUCUACUCAAAAGUUCCUCCAAAGACAGCUGAGUAAGACCCAGAAGUCUUCUUGCCAAGGCAAGGGAGGCUUCCACCUACCCCUCAAUGGUUCCAUCCCAUCAAGAUCUCACCCCCCCUACCAGCAACAGAUCUUCUCUCAUUAAAUUCCUCUUGACUCGUGAUGCAGAA
This is a messenger RNA of Antechinus flavipes (yellow-footed antechinus), 1625 nucleotides long. RefSeq lists its product as uncharacterized. The record is from RefSeq and is a predicted model, not a curated record. Gene Ontology annotation, biological process: cell surface receptor signaling pathway; adenylate cyclase-activating G protein-coupled receptor signaling pathway. NCBI's taxonomy places the organism in Eukaryota, Metazoa, Chordata, Mammalia, Dasyuromorphia, Dasyuridae. Gene Ontology annotation, molecular function: G protein-coupled receptor activity. Gene Ontology annotation, cellular component: membrane. The transcript is spliced from 10 exons. The coding region runs from base 167 to 1420 and encodes 417 amino acids.